GUACAAAUUUGGAGUCGACCUACUAUCCAGUUCUGCAGUUCACUCAAGCUCACUCUCUCCUCCAACAAUGGCGGCUGCUGCCAAUCUCCUCUCUCCAAACCCGACAACCCUCUCCACAAAACCCGCCAACCUUCAUUCGGAUCUCUUUUCCGUGACCCGCGUAUUGCCCUUCAAAUCCAAGCCCAUCUCGAGAACACUAACAUCUCUGCGGGCCCGUAUUGCUCCGAAGGCGGUUAUCGCUACAUCGGAGCCGAAGACGCAGAAUUUUCAGCAUUGCUUCACGAAAUCCGACGAUGGGUUUCUGUACUGCGAGGGGGUUAAGGUUGAAGAAGUGAUGGAAGCUGUGGAGAAAAGGCCCUUUUAUCUGUACAGCAAGCCGCAAAUUACCAGAAACGUCGAGGCGUACAAGGAAGCGCUGGAGGGUUUGAAUUCGAUUAUCGGUUACGCGAUUAAGGCGAACAAUAAUCUGAAAAUCUUGGAGCAUCUGCAGAAAUUGGGGUGUGGAGCUGUUCUUGUUAGCGGGAACGAGGUUAAGUUGGCUCUCCGUGCUGGAUUUGACCCUAAAAGGUGUGUCUUUAAUGGGAAUGGGAAGAUCUUGGAUGAUUUAGUCUUGGCCGCUCAAGAGGGCGUUUUCGUCAAUAUCGACAGCGAGUUCGAUUUGGAAAACAUUGUGGCAGCGGCAAGAAUUGCUGGGAAGAAGGUUAAUGUGCUAUUACGUAUCAACCCCGACGUUGAUCCUCAGGUUCACCCUUAUGUUGCCACGGGGAAUAAAAACUCAAAAUUCGGUAUCAGAAACGAAAAGCUGCAGUGGUUUUUAGAUGCUGUAAAGGCACACCCUAAGGAAUUGAAACUUGUCGGGGCCCAUUGCCAUCUUGGUUCUACUAUUACAAAGGUAGACAUAUUUAGAGACGCUGCUCUGUUGAUGGUGAACUACAUAGACGAGAUUCGUUCGCAAGGUUUUGAAAUAGAUUAUUUGAAUAUUGGAGGCGGACUGGGAAUCGAUUAUUAUCAUACCGGAGCUGUACUUCCCACUCCGAUGGAUUUAAUCAAUACUGUUCGGGAAUUGGUUGUUUCACGAAAUCUCAAUCUAGUAAUUGAACCUGGAAGAUCACUCAUUGCAAACACUUGCUGUUUUGUCAAUCAUGUGACUGGAGUGAAAACCAACGGGACGAAGAAUUUCAUUGUGAUUGAUGGUAGCAUGUCGGAACUUAUUCGCCCGAGUUUAUAUGGGGCUUACCAGCACAUAGAGCUGGUUUCACCUUCACCAUCAGAUGCCGAGAUUUCGACUUUCGAUGUGGUGGGUCCCGUUUGUGAAUCUGCAGAUUUCCUAGGGAAAGACAGGGAAUUACCCACACCUACUAAGGGUGCUGGAUUGGUAGUUCACGAUGCCGGUGCUUACUGCAUGAGCAUGGCAUCGACAUACAAUCUCAAGAUGCGCCCCCCUGAAUACUGGGUUGAAGAUGAUGGAUCUUUGUCCAAAAUCCGACACGGUGAGACAUUUGACGACCAUUUAAGAUUCUUCGACGGUCUCUAAGUUCGUUCUAGAUUUAAUUCAUCGUCUCAACAUCAUCUAUCCUGGGUAAGAAUCUCGGAUGCUGAUUUUCUUUUUCUUUGCGUCCUGAAUUCUGCUUGUGUAUUAUUUUGCUCUGCUGUUUCAGUUCAUAUUAAAAACUCGGCUAUGUGUUUGAUCCUUGUCAAGAAAUAAUUGAAUGUGUUCUACACAAUAUGCGUUUAUGUGUACACUUGUGCGUUUUCUA
Molecule: messenger RNA, 1757 nt
Organism: Erythranthe guttata (spotted monkey flower)
Lineage: Eukaryota; Viridiplantae; Streptophyta; Magnoliopsida; Lamiales; Phrymaceae
Product: diaminopimelate decarboxylase 1, chloroplastic
Cellular component (GO): chloroplast
Molecular function (GO): diaminopimelate decarboxylase activity
Source: RefSeq, a predicted model, not a curated record